UUGUCACAUGAUUUGCAACAGUGCAAAAGGGACCUGCAACAUCUGUAUCCUUUAUGUAGGUUUAUUACAAUUUAAGGAGAACAAGUAGCCUGUCCGAAUAUUGUUGAUUCUCAUUUUUCUUUCUUUCUUUUCCCCUUGACCAUAAAAGCCUAUCUAAUAUCUUAAACUUAUGACUCUAAUUCUUCUGCUGAAUGAUAUGCCAAAACAAAAACCAGUUAUCAAGUGAUGCUCUCUCUCUCUCUCUCUCUCUCCCCCUCCAAACAUAUCAGAGAACAGCAUGAUCCAAGGCUGAAUCAAGCUCAAUCUGUCCAUGAGUUGUUCUUUGAAGUUUAACAGUAAGGCCAAGGAGCUUUUCCAUAGGUGACCGAGUGAAGAUAUGUUUGGAAUUAUGAUCAAUAGGCUUGGAAAAGAAAGAAAACAGGCACAUCAUCGUGAAUAAGCUCAUAGAGGCACAUCAUCAUCAUCGUGAAUGGUUGGUAUACUUAAGGGGAAAGACAUGAAAUGGCAUUUAUGAUUUGUUCACGAUAAAGAAUUGAAGUUGGAGGUGAUUCUUGGAAGCGACAAAUAAAUAUGUCAGAUGAAUAUGAAAGGAGUGAGGAACAGGCUGAUGACACCUCAAUGGGAUCAUCCCAGAAAUGCUCAUCCUUUGAUUUGAAUGAAGAAGCAAGUGAAGACAACAAUGAGAACGAUGAGGGAUACGAGAAAGCAAAGGACGACGAAGGAACUUCAGCAAAUAAAAGUAGCAGCAUAACAAAAGAAGGAAAUAAUGAACGAAGAGGUGGCGUGAGACAAUACGUUAGAUCAAAGAUGCCUCGCCUUCGGUGGACUCCUGAACUUCAUCUAUCCUUUGUGCAUGCUGUUGAAAGGCUUGGAGGUCAAGAGAGAGCAACACCCAAAUUGGUACUUCAGCUAAUGAAUGUGAGAGGACUCAGCAUUGCUCAUGUCAAGAGUCACUUACAGAUGUAUCGAAGCAAGAAACUUGACGAGGCUGGGCAAGUAUUAAGUCAAACAUUCAAAUCAGCCCAUGAACUUGGUCGUAUUUCACAUGUAGCCCAUCAAUCCAUUAACCCUCGUCAACAUUUUAAAAUGGGAAAUGGUGGAAUUAUUCUAGCAAGUGAUUACAACGAGCACAGUUAUUUCCAUGGUCUCCUACGUCCCUCCUCCCUAUCACAAUCGCAUUCAAAAGUCAUCGAUUCAAGGCACCAACAAUGGUACUUCAAUAAUCAUCAACCUUUUAGAAUAAGACCAAGUUAUUUUAGCAACGAAGUUGUGUCCUCAACAGCCUUACAAAUGCAAGGAAGAUCAAUAUCUUCAAACCAAAAUCAAACAAUGGAUACUACCAAAAUUGCACCCAUGCGACCAAGCCAAUUUAUUGAAGAGAAAAGGUGGCCUCCAAUAGAAAUUAUGAACAGUCAUCACUGGAAAAAAAGGUUACCUGCCAAUAUUACUUCUAAUACUGGGUCACAAUCUGUUGUACAUCAAUUUGGCACCACUCCAGCAUCUCUUAGAUCAAGUGAGUUGAACUUCGGAAACAACACAAGAAUCAGGGAACAUCUAUCGAACUCCGACGAGCAUCGCAACUAUUCCAACAGUUUAAAGCUAGAAUUUGAUCCACCAUUUCGGAUUAAGUUGAAUAAAGAAAAAAUGCAGAAAGAGAAGCAAUGGGUGCCUGAUUUGCGACUGAGUUUAAGUCAGAGAGAUGGCAACAAUGAUGGCAAGACUGAUCAUUGCAGAGAAACCCAAGAAAUCAACACUAAACUUUCACUUUCAUAGAAUUUAUAGCCAUGUCAAUGUAUAAUGCAAAUACCACAUACUAGCCAUUCAUAUAGUCUGAGUGAAGAUAUAUCGAUACUGAAACAAAGUUACACAAUUAUAUCUGGGCUUGCCAGUACAUAGGGUUUCUCCCCCACAACAAAACAAUACUAAUAAUAAUAUCAGAAUUGAGUGUAAAAUGAAUGUGGUGGUCGGGAUUACGAGUGAAUUUCCAAGAGAGAUUUUUUCUUGUGCAAGUAUUUGGUUUGAUCAGGCACAAAAUAAAAUAAAAGAGUGAAGGAAAAUAACACAUAUUGCAAAGUGUUCUGGCGUUAACCUUAUGUGCAAGUACAUGCAAUGGAUACGUUUAGUUCAACAACACUGAGAAUAUGGCGAUCAGGCUUUACUACAAGAGCUCCUGUACUUCUGCACCUACAGAGAAGAAUAUUUAAGUUGGAAAUUGCAUGGAUUUGGUAGCUGUAUGUUAGAAAUUGAGUUGCACACAAGCUGAGUUUAUGAUGAGCGUGGAUUUUUUUCUUACUAGUAGUGCAUUGUGUUUUUGGUUUGUUGAAUAUCAAUUAAUGUGUUGUUGAAAUUAACUAAGUUUUUGGGAAGAAUAUUGGAAGCUAUACAAAGAAAAAGUAAUUGAAUUAAUUG
Molecule: messenger RNA, 2409 nt
Organism: Cajanus cajan (pigeon pea)
Lineage: Eukaryota; Viridiplantae; Streptophyta; Magnoliopsida; Fabales; Fabaceae
Molecular function (GO): DNA binding; DNA-binding transcription factor activity
Source: RefSeq, a predicted model, not a curated record